Messenger RNA from Loxodonta africana (African savanna elephant), 6276 nucleotides. RefSeq names its product N-acetyltransferase 8 like (gene ASPNAT). The record is from RefSeq and is a predicted model, not a curated record. Gene Ontology annotation, molecular function: L-aspartate N-acetyltransferase activity. The transcript is spliced from 3 exons. The coding region runs from base 74 to 982 and encodes 302 amino acids. Gene Ontology annotation, cellular component: mitochondrial membrane. Lineage: Eukaryota; Metazoa; Chordata; Mammalia; Proboscidea; Elephantidae.
CUUGCCGUCGGCCCGGGGCUGAGCCGGCCGAGCCCGGCAGCGUUCUCUGCGCUGCAUCCCCCGGCCGGCUUGCAUGCAGUGUGGGCCUCCCGACAUGGUCUGCGAGACGAAGAUCGUGGCCGCCGAGGACCAUGAGGCGCUGCCGGGGGCCAAGAAGGACGCGCUGCUCGUCGCCGCUGGCGCCAUGUGGCCCCCGCUGCCUGCGCCCGGGCCCGCCGCCCCGCCGCCCGCGCCCGCGCCCCCGCCCCCGCCCCGAGGCCGCCCGGACAGCGCGGGGGGCGCGGGGCCGCCGGGGGGGCGCGGCGUGUACAUCCGCGAAUUCCGCGCGGCGGAGCAGGAGGCGGCGCGCCGCAUCUUCUACGACGGCAUCAUGGAGCGCAUCCCCAACACGGCCUUCCGCGGCCUCCGGCAGCAUCCGCGCACGCAGCUGCUCUACGCCCUGCUGGCGGCGCUCUGCUUUGCCGUGACCCGGUCACUGCUGUUGACCUGCCUGCUGCCGGUCGGGCUGCUGGGCCUGCGUUAUUACUACAGCCACAAGGUGAUCCUCGCCUACCUCGAGUGUGCGCUGCACACAGACAUGGCCGACAUCGAGCAGUACUACAUGAAGCCGCCCGGCUCCUGCUUCUGGGUGGCUGUGCUGGACGGCAACGUGGUGGGCAUCGUGGCAGCGCGAGGCCACGAGGAGGACAACACCGUGGAGCUGCUGCGUAUGUCCGUGGACUCGCGCUUCCGUGGCAAGGGCAUUGCCAAGGCGCUGGGCCGCAAGGUGCUGGAGUUCGCCCUGGUACACAACUACUCGGCGGUGGUGCUGGGCACGACGGCCGUCAAGGUGGCUGCCCACAAGCUCUACGAAUCACUGGGCUUCAGACACAUGGGCGCGAGUGACCACUACGUGCUGCCUGGCAUGACCCAGUCGCUGGCUGAGCGCCUCUUCUUCCAGGUUCGCUACCACCGCUACCGCCUGCAGCUUCGCGAGGAGUGACCACCCGCUGCCCACCCGCCCGCCUCCCCACCGCUCCCGGCUGCCUGCCCGCCCUCCCCACGUCCGCCUGUCGCCUGCCUGCCGCCCGCCGCUGGCGCGGCCCCGCUUCAGACACUCACCUUGGCGUUUUACAUUGGGUUUUUCCUUUCUCAACAACACAUGGUUCUCGGGCCAGUUCUUGAGGUGUAGGGUUGUUGCUUGUUCCCGACAUCUUGAAGGGGUGAGUUUGUUUGCAGCCACGGCCCCCACCUUUCCUAGCCUGCUGGGCCAUUCCCUCAGGCCCCGAAGGGGGACAGCGUGGAGCACCACAGCUGUUAGACAGCCUGCCCGGCCAGGGGACCUCUCCAGCCGAGUGCAGGAGCAGCUCCUCUGGCCACCGCCGUCCAGGGCAGGCACAGCUGCCCAGGCAUUGCCCAUUAAGCGCAGAACCCCCGCCACCAUGUCUCCAGCCGAGGGAGCUUCUUGCCACCACCGAAGCAGCUGGGCUUGGCUGCUAUCCUGGAGGCUGGCUGGGCCGUGUGGCCAAGCUGGCUGUGGCCUGCUUUGCUCUGUGCAUGCUGAGGAUGUGGUCUGGCUGCAGCACACCCGCAUGCCCGCAGCCCCUGCCCACUGCCCUGCCCAGACUGGACCCUGAGACCCGGCUGGGGAGCCCCACCGGGCCCCUGGCUUCACCCCUUUGCUUUGACAUCACAUCAUCCUUUCCUUUGGUCCCGCCCCUUCCCCUGCCAGGGCCUUGGCUGAUUGGCGUCACCAUCGAGGUGUGGUUCCUAUAGCAACCAUACACAGCCCGGCUGGCCCCUCAGGAGAGCUGGCCCGGGGUGGAGGGCUGGGGACCCCUCCUCCUCCCAGGGCUCUCUAGAUCUUGUGUGGCCCCCAGCCCUCCCCAGGAGCCACUCUGCUUCCCGGCUAACGGGCCAGUCUGUGAAUCUUACUAACUCAAGCCGCCGCCGACACCCACAAAGUCCACAGCUUCUCCCAGCCUGAACCUGACCCCAUUUUUUAAUAAGUUAUUUAGACAGAAUAGCAACUCUGCAUGACUUUACUUCUUGGGACAAAAUGGUAGCUUGUACCUUAAGUCACACGCACACCUCUGUGUGAGUGGUAGGAAUAUGCACUAUUUCUGGCCCAGUUCUGGUGGCGGUGGGUAGCCGGAGGGUUUCAGAGUUCAAAAUUUCAGAAGGAGACCCUGAUUUAGCAUCAUUUCCCCCAAAAGAGCAUCUGGUUUGUGAGCAGUUGAGGUCGUCUCUCUCCAGCCCGGGCAGAGGGGGUUGGGGAUGGCAUGGAAACAGCUACCUUUGGGGGUGGAGGGUGAGUAGGUCUCUUGCCCUUCUGGGCUCUGGGGCCUGGCUGUGUCCCCCGAAUCUGAGGCAGGCCUGACCAGAGGGUGGGCUGGGAGGGGAGGGGCAGGUGGCAAUGGCAGUGCUGCCUCUUCCAGCCGUGUUCCCCGGGCUGGCUGCCCUGUGACCAUAGUGCUGCCAAGACUCCCUCUUAUGUGGGGGCUUGAGGAGGGGGUGGUGGGGACGGCAGGCCGUGGAGCUGAGUCCCAGUCCCCAAGGCCCUUGUGCAGACCCACGGAGGGGCUGUUCUUAGGGGUGCUUCCGAAGUGAAUGAGUUAGCUCAACGAGCCCGGCUUCCCGAAGGGCCUUUGUUCUCAGCCGUGAUUGAGACGUUGCAGACUCCUGUACAGACCCUGCUCCCCUGUACAUUUCUCCCUGGUGGCGCCCGGUCCCUGCACGGGGAUGGGGGUUUUGUAGACUGUACAGAAAUUGGCACCCUAUUUUCUUGCAGCUCUCAGAUUUUGUUAAUCUGGAUUAUACAGACAGACGUAAAGUGUUUUAGCAAAACGGAAAACAAACAGUUUGUGCCUUUUUUCAUGUUUCUGUUUGGUUUGGUUCUGGCUUGGGGCUGGUCUUAGUUGGCGUUGGCGCGUUGGGGGGCUGGCUGGUUGGAAGGCUUGGCUGGGGCGGGGUUGGCAGGGCAGGGGCUAAAGGGGAUUGACGUCGUGGGGGACACAUUCUGUGCAGUGGGCAGCUUGUGCCGCUGGCUUUCAUUCAUCCUGUGCCUUUGGAGCUUCUGGGAUCUGGGGUGGGUCACGUGGGUGAGGUCCCCAGAGUCCCCUGAAGCCAGGGGCAGAACCUGGGGGCCCCGGCUCUGACAGCACUGUGCAGGUGCUGCUGCUGGGGCUUCCUGAAGCCCUGCCCAUUGGUAGCUCAGAGGGCCCGGGGCAGGGUAUGGCCCUGCAGUCCUGGGGCAUCUGUUUGUCUGCCCAACCAGCCAUGGGGUUUACAGGUGGGGUGGGAUUGCUGUAUCUUCCCCCAGCUGCGUGGUCAGUGGGUGGUGGGGCGCUUGCUGGGACUUUCGGCCUUUCUUUGUUGCUCUCUCAUUGCUGUGCAGGACGUGGCUGGGGGCCAUGUACUCAGAGCCCUGGGCUAGCCAUGGUUUUGCUCUGAUUGGAUGGGGCUCCCUGCAACCCAGCCGAUGAGGGGGGCAUAGUGGCCCAGCGGGCUGGGUUUCCACUGUGCCCUGGGCUGCAGCCUGUGCCAAGCCGGUGUGUGGCUCUGUGGCCCCACAGAAUGACCUAGAGCUGACCUCCCCAUCCUCCACCUGUCCGCCAGCCUGAUAGCAGACAGCUCUGCAAACGUGCACUGAGCUAGGACUUUUAUACCGUUUGUAGAAAUUUUGAUGUUACCUGUACUACCUCUGUGAUGUGUCCUCCUGGGCUCCUGGGCAGCGAGGCGUCUGUUGGAUCUUCUUUCUCUCUCAGUGUACUGGCCCUGGGCCCUCUCCCUCCCUCCCGCCCUGCUGCCUCCUGGAUGCUUCCUGGAUGGAUGGCACCUAGACUUAGCAUUUGGUGAGGGCCCUGUGCUUGGGUCUGGGACCCCUAGUUUCCAGAUCUGCUCUGAAAUUGGUGGUGUUCGAGGUGGGGAGGUGGGAGAGCAGAGUCAUUAGAUGAAUUUAACAGACAGACCCAACCUGCAGCUCUGGGGAGUGGGAUUGUAGUGUCCUCGGCUCCUGUGGCUGGGGAAGGAGGCGGGGUUGGCUGUAGGGCUGACUGACACCCAGUGCCACCAGGUCCUGGUCAUGCGGCUAGACGCCAUCUUAUGGCUUGUGUGAGCCUCUGCGGAUGGCUGACUCCUGUGAGUGGUCAGGGUGUGUGGCUGCACGUGGCUGAGGCCAGCGUGAGGAUCAGUUCUUGAAUGUGGAGGAGUGCAUCUGUCACUGUGGCCACCAUGGCAGUGUCUCCCACUGUUCUUCCAUCCCCAGGCCCAGCCUUGCUCCCUCCGGGCAUCUGCCCUGGGGCAGGGAGCCACUGAGAUGCUGCCCAUCCUGGGUGGAGGGGCAGAGGAUACAGAGCCAGCCUGGCCUGUGUGCCCAGGAUCUCUUUCCCAUGUGGUAGGGCCCAGGCUGACAGGGUGGGCGGCCCCGUGGGACAGCUCUGGCUGGAGGCCCUGUGGACAGCUGGCCUGGGCCUACAAGGCCUUGGGGGACCUCUCCCAGGUACAGAUUUGAGUGGGCCCAUGCCCUCUUUUAGAGGAGGUGACAGGCUCCUCCAGGCCCUUGGAGGAGGUAAAGUGGGGGUAGACCCAGCUCAGAGGAAUGGGGGAUGCCCCUGAAGUGAGCUUCCUUGGGUACCUUGGAAGUGCUCAGGAAGCUCUCUGGGGCUUAUGGGCCCUGGUGCUGGGAGCCAUGGUUCCCCUGCUGCCCUGUCCUCACCAGGUGGCCCCUGCCCACCCCAGGGUGGCCCUUGAGGCCCUUGCCUGCCCCGGAUGGCCCCUAAGGCCCCUGCCCACCCUGGGUGGCCACUGUGGUCCCUGCCUGCCCCAGGCAGCCUGGGCUCUCACCAGAACUGGCUUUCAGAGCUGGGCAGGGGGUCAGAGACUGAGUUAGUGGUACUGGGCUUUGCUAGCAUGCAGGGCUGUGUAGGGGCCAUGCUGGCGCUGUGCUGGCGUGAUGGGGUCUGUUAGUGUGCAGGGUGGCUGCCAGGCAGGGCUCUGCCCCACACUGGGAGCCUCGAGGCCUCUCCUCCAGUUAGGGCGCGCUCUCUUGUGCCGUAUCGUUGUUACUGUGGGCUUACAAGCAGCUUCUGUGAAUGAGACAUUCCUGUGCUGGUUGCUCCGUGGCUGAGACUUCAGGAAUGUGCGUUCCAGGCUGGCUGUGUGGCAGAGGCUGGGUGCCCAGAGACGUGCUUCCAGCAAUUGGGGGAAGUCUAUGGGACAGAGGGCACCACGGCCACCUGGAGCCUGGGGUCCAGGAGCGGGAGCUCUCACAGGGGCCAUUGUUGGAUGUAAAUUUUUUUUAACAGCAAUAAUUAGCCAUUUUAAAGACAAGCAUGUGUGUAUCUGUGUGUUGUGUGUUUGGGUAUGCGUGUAUGUGCACGUGUGCGUGUGCAUAUAUGGUGACAAGGAGGGACCCUGAUGGCGAGUCCUCUUGGUCUGGCUGAGAAGAGGCAGCUGGGGCACUUGGCAGAGAAGGCUGGCUGACUCUGAGGCCUGCACCCCGCUACCCCCACCCAUGCUGCCCCAGGGCCUGCCUGGGAUCCUUCUCCAUAUGCCCUCUUGUCUCGUCCAGACCUGCUGGGCUCUAGCUGGGGACCAUGAAUGUAGUGUCCCCUCGCUCCUCAGUGGAGAGUGCUGGCCUUACAUAGCCAACAGCCCCGUGCCACUAGGCCUCAGUAAAGGGGCAGGUAAUGCAUCAGGGAGGGGAUGCGUGGCUGGGGCCGGAGGAUGUGGGCCCCUAAAGCCCUCUUGGCUGGGAGAGGCCAUGGGUCUCUGGGAUCCUGGGGAAGGAGGGGCUGGCAGGGACUCUUUGGAGGUGUGGAGGCUGCCAGGGCACUUGAUUGUGACAGGUCACCAGAGCGGCUGCAGUUAGUUCUGGCGAUUUGACAAGGUGGAGGUGGCAGAGGCCAUGGCCAUGGCCUGCAGGGCUGCCGUGGUUGAUGGAGGAACAGAGCCAGAGCUCAGGGUGGGCGGUCGGCUCCACGUGUUUUGGUUCGCUCCUAGAAGUGUACUGUAAGACCACAACUGUAGCAAUUGUCCUGAGACCCCAGGAUGUGCCAAAAAGCCCCCAGGGACCCAGUGGGGGCAAAGGAGCUGGGUUCUGGUGGGGCGGCUGCCUGCUGGAUCCAGGGCUGGGGUGGCAGGGUCCCAGGCCCUGGCCCUGGUGUGGUGUGUGACCCCUCUGCCUGCACGGCCCCCAUGCUGCUGUUUUUCAAUAAAACCAGACUUGAAGGAUCUGGGUCCAAGUGCUUCUUGCGGGUCCCCUCUUGUUCUAGGGCUCCAUGAGCCAGGCUGGGC